Molecule: messenger RNA, 1797 nt
Organism: Cydia pomonella (codling moth)
Lineage: Eukaryota; Metazoa; Arthropoda; Insecta; Lepidoptera; Tortricidae
Exons: 3
Coding region: 720-1253 (177 amino acids)
Source: RefSeq, a predicted model, not a curated record
GUAGGUAGUAGAAAUUUAAAUACUUAAUUACAUUCUUGAAUUCCUUGAUAAAUUACAGCAACAAUUAGAGGAGCACCUUUGAUCUUUAGAAGUAGGUAACGUAUGUGUAUCGGAAACCCCAAGUCAUUAAAUAUAAAUAAAUAUUUGGGGAUAAUCUUACACAGAUCGACCUUGCCCCACACUAAGCAAAGCUUGUAUUAUGGAUCCUUGGCGACUAUAUACGUACGUGUAAAUACAUACUUAUAUACAUAGAGAACACCCAUGACUCAGGAAAAAAUAUCUGUGUCCAUCUCCAUCACACAUAAAUGCCCUUACCGGGCUUCGCCCCGUAGUCCGGAGACCAUCGGCUUCAUAGGCAGGGUCACUAUUACACCCAUAAUAGAGUACAAAUACGUUAUGAUCAGCUACCUUCAAGCACUUUAGAUAAAAAGGUGUGUUUUGAAGUAUGACGUAAGAAAGUAGUCCCAUUUUAAGUUAAGUAGUCGAACUCGGUUAUAAAAUCCGACAAUGCACUUUCACAUUACGUAAGCAUGCAUCGACCGCCCUUGGCCGCCAUAUAGGCCGUAAAACGUCGAGGUGGGAGAAAGGCUAUCCCUUAGAAAGCCUAUCACUUCUAUCUCAUCCUCAUUUACGUAUAGUGCUGUCUGGCUUAUAGUAGUAGCAGUUUUUUGUUACAUUUUAUUUUCGAGCAACUAACAUUUUAUGUGACAUUUGGCGAAAUGUGUAAAAUUCAGGUGUUGUUGGCAUGUUUGGUGGUCUGCUCGGUCCAGGCCGCCGUCCUAGACCCAGCCCUGUACCUGUCUCCGAGUCCCCCGCUGACGGGCGAGCCGAGAGCCCUAACUCUGUGGUCUGGGGUGCAGGCUGAAUCGACGGAGUCUGUUCCGGCUGAAGAACAGCAUUCAGAGUCAGGUGAGCUUGAAGAACCACAAGCACGAACAUUCUGGUCAUCCCAGCCACCAUACGGGGUCAGAGGCAUCCACAUCCCUCUCACCUUCAGCCUGACUGGAACCUACGGAACCAAUGCUGCCCCCACUGGAAUCAUCGGGAGCUCAUACAGAACUGGCAUAUCUGGUGUGAUAGGGAGUGGCUACGCCAGUGUAUCAGAAGAUCUACCCUUCGGAAAGUCGGGUCUGGCUGGCAGCAGCUACGGUUUGUACAGGUCUGGGCCAGGGACUAGGAUCUAUGGUGGGAGUGGAGGGGCCGCUUGGAGUGGGUGGGGCAAUGGGAAGUGGGGGCAUUAUGGUAAGGGAUAAGGAAUAAAUAUUGUGAGGAAAUUAAGUUGUGUUUAUUUUUAAGUAAUUACUACACUUUUCAUCAGGUCCGUACUAUAGGUAAGAGUAACAGAAGGCUUAAGUGCGCGGUUGUUUUACGCGGUAAACGCGGCGUCACGCGGUGCGUUUGCCGCACACCCAUUUUAAAUUAGAUAAUCUAACGACCGUAUAUUUUUUUACGAGGUAAAGGCAACGGUCAGCGUAUUGUCAUUUUCCCUACAUUCAGUAAUAGCAUGCAUUCAAAACUAUUACCUAUUUAUUCUGUGGUUCAAUGCUGCGUUUAUCGCAUAGUACGUUUCUUUUAGUUUAUAUGUAUUUAACAGCGUGGGGCAAAUGUAUUAAUGUCCGUGACAAGCAAGUAGGUAACUAAUGAGUUGUGAUACCUACGUGAGUACCUAAACAGAAGACCGAUAGCAGUUUUAACGAUGAACUUCCCAUGAUUUCUACAUUUGCUGAUUGUUGUCUGUUAAUAUUAGUCACCGUCCAUACAUUAUUGACUUUAACAUAAAUAACAAGAGAAUUGAGA